Molecule: messenger RNA, 3574 nt
Organism: Arabidopsis arenosa
Lineage: Eukaryota; Viridiplantae; Streptophyta; Magnoliopsida; Brassicales; Brassicaceae
Source: the annotation of a GenBank genome assembly
UCUUCUCAAGAAUGCGUUAGCGUCUUUGUCUGCACACAAAGCAAAAGCAGAGAGACAGGUUUGUAAAUCCCCCAAAACUCUAUUCUCUGUACUAUCGAUUCUCCCGGCGAUCUGGUGAGUUAGAUAGAGAUUCACGAUGGGUACUAGUAUGUCAGACAGCCCUCUGUCUCUUUCUUCUUCCUCUCCUCCUUGCAACAGUCGCUCCACUUUCUCCACUCGCAUAUUCUCUGAUGUUGCGGGUGAUAUCAUUGUUGUUGUCGAUGGAGAAUCAUUUCUACUUCACAAGUUUCCGUUAGUAGCUAGGAGUGGAAAGAUGAGGAAGAUGGUGAGAGAUCUUAAGGACUCUUCAUCUAUGAUUGAGCUCAGAGAUUUCCCAGGUGGACCUCCGACGUUUGAACUCACCAUGAAAUUUUGCUACGGCAUUAAUUUCGAGAUCACAGCCUCCAACGUGGUCGCUCUUCGUUGCGCUGCUGGUUAUCUCGAGAUGACUGAGGACUAUAAAGAAAAGAACUUGAUCUUUCGAGCCGAGAAUUACCUCGACCAGAUCGUUUUUCGCAGUUUCCAUGAAUCUGUCCUAGUACUUUGCUCCUGCCAGACGCAAGAGAUUGCUGAAACAUAUGAAGUUCCUGACCGGUGCGUGGAGGCCAUUGCUAUGAAUGCUUGCAGAAAGCAGUUAGUAUCAUGUUUGUCAGAGGAGCUCAAGGGGAGAGAUUGUCUUGAGUUGUGGACUGAAGAGCUCUCUGCUCUCGGGAUUGAUUACUACUCCCGAGUUGUAUUUGAGAUGGCGAGAUUAGGCGUGCGUUCAGAGAGUAUCGUCGCUUCUCUGGUGCAUUACGCUAAAACAUCAUUAAAGGGUAUCAUCAAUCCAAACUGUCAGGAGCAGAGGAAAAUCAUUGAAACCAUGGUUACCCUUUUGCCGAAUGACGAAAAAGGAUCUUAUUCUUUACCAAUUAUUCCUCUCAGUUUCCUCUUCGGAAUGCUUAAGGUCGGAACUAUAAUAGAUAUAGAGAUCUCUUGCAGGCUGGAGCUCGAACGCAGAAUCGGGCACCAGUUAGAGACUGUAUCUCUCGACGAUCUGCUAAUACCUUCUGUCCAAAACGAAGAUUCAAUGUACGAUGUGAAUACUGUCCACAGGAUACUCACAUGCUUUCUUGAGAGGAUUGAGGAGGAAGAUGAAGAAUGUGGUUACGAUUCGGAUGCCACGGGACAGCACAGUUCAUUGCUGAAAGUGGGACGGAUCAUGGAUGCUUACUUGGCAGAGAUCGCACCGGAUCCAUACCUGAGUCUACUCAAGUUCACGGCCAUUAUAGAGACAUUACCCGAACACUCACGUAUCAUAGACGAUGGGAUCUACAGAGCCAUUGAUAUGUAUCUCAAGGCUCAUCCAUUAUUGACAGAAGAAGAAUGCAAGAAGCUAUGCAAAUUCAUUGACUGUAAGAAACUUUCACAAGAAGCAAGCAACCACGUGGCACAAAACGAUCGGCUUCCUGUACAAAUGGUGGUUCGAGUGCUUUACACAGAACAGUUGCGACUGAAGAAAGCUCUGUCAGGAGAUUCGGAAGAAGGGUCGUGGGUUUUUUCGUCUGGAGUACGAAGCCGAGCGGUUUCGCCAAGAGACACGUAUGCAUCGUUGAGGAGAGAAAACAGAGAGCUGAAGCUGGAGAUAUCGAGGAUGAGAGUGAGAGUGAGUGAGUUAGAGAAAGAACAUAAUUUGAUGAAACAUGAGAUGAUGGAGAAAUCUGGUAAUAAUGGUGGAACCUUCUUGACGUCACUAUCCAAAGGAAUUGGAAGGAUUGCGAUCUUCGGUGGAGAAAACCGGCAAAAGGUUAACCGGAAAUCAAGGAAUCUCAGAGAAUCUCUUGCCGGUGGGAGGAAUAUUCCGGCGAUCUCUCAGUUUCGCAGAGGCAAUAACAACAAUAUCUCUCAAAAUGGCUUCUCUAGAGAUUCCGAUGAGAAUCUAGAUCUCUUCUCUAAGAUCCGUCGCUCAUUCCCAUUGGCUUCCUCCGACGAAUUACCCGACGUUUCUGCAAAACUCGGGAGACUCUCUGUUGGAUCCAAAAUAGCUCCCAAAGGUAAAGGUGAUGAUCUAUUGUCUUCAGGUGAAGGAGGAAAAAAUGACUAUGAUUGGCUUCUUACACCUCCUGGAACACCUCUUGGAACCGACUCUCAUUCAUCUUUGGCAGCUCCAAAGAUUGCAUCCUCCGCUAGAGCCAGUUCUGCUUCAAAGGCUUCAAGGCUUUCAGUUUCGCAGUCAGAGAGCAGUUACCAUUCCUCCCGUCCGGCUAGAAGUAGCUCUGUGACUCGCCCAUCCAUCUCCACCUCACAAUACAGCUCCUUUACUUCAGGCCGUUCACCAUCUUCCGUCCUCAACACUAGUUCAGCUUCAGUCUCAUCCUACAUCAGACCAUCAUCCCCGAGUUCCCGUUCGUCAUCUUCAGCUAGACCUUCCACUCCCACCCGUACUUCUUCGGUAUCACGCUCCUCAACCCCGUCGAGAAUCCGUCCAGGGUCAUCUAGUUCAUCCGUGGACAAGACCAGACCGUCCCUGAGCUCAAGACCAUCGACUCCAACUUCUAGACCACAGAUCUCAGCAAACUCCCCAAAUAUAAUUUCUUCUAGACCAAAUUCUCGUCCUUCAACCCCUACCCGUCGAAGCCCAUCCACCUCAGUGUCUGCAACAUCAGGAUCCAAUAUUUCAGGUGGACGUGCUGGAUCAAAUGGUCGUACUGCACCUUCAUUGUCUAGGCCAAGCUCUCCUGGACCUAGAGUUAGAACCACCCAGCAACAGCCAAUUGUGCUAGCAGACUUCCCUCUUAAUACACCACCUAAUCUCAGAACAUCUCUCCAAGACAGACCAAUAUCAGCUGGCAGGUCCAGGCCAGUCGCUGGUAGCAGCAUGGCAAAGACAAGUCCAGAACCCAAAGGUCCCAUCACAAGAAGGAAUUCAUCUCCUAUCGUGACGAGAGGAAGACUUGCUGAGACCCAAGGAAAAGGCCGUUUUGGUGGUAAUGGACAGCACCUCACAGAUGCACCAGAGCCCCGGAGGAUUUCAAACGUUUCUGAUAUAACUUCACGGAGAACCGUGAAGACCUCGACAACUGUCACGGACAAUAAUAACGGACUUGGGAGGUCAUUCUCAAAAAGCUCACUCGAUAUGGCCAUUAGACACAUGGACAUAAGAAACGGGAAGACUAAUGGUUGCGCACUAUCAACCACAACGCUAUUCCCUCAGAGCAUCAGACCAGCCUCAUCCAAGAUCCAGCCAAUCCGUUCUGGGAAUAAUCAUUCGGAUUCUAUCAGCAGCAACGGCACAGAGAACGGGAAUGAAGUAAAUGAGGGUAGAAGACUUAUGGGGAAGCUGUGCGACAUGGACAUGUAUGAGAGCUCAAGGUAUGAUGCAUUGUUGCUGAAAGAGGACGUCAAAAACACGAACUGGUUACAUAGCAUCGAUGACCGGUCGUCUGAUCACGGACUCAUAUUUGACAAUGGAGGCUUUGAGCUACUUCCCGAGCCCUUUGCCCCACUAUAACACACACACACACACACACACCAGAAGUAAACAACUUUUUUUCUU